This is a messenger RNA of Thamnophis elegans (Western terrestrial garter snake), 9713 nucleotides long. It is a transcript of the gene VPS13D, whose product is annotated as vacuolar protein sorting 13 homolog D. The record is from RefSeq and is a predicted model, not a curated record. The transcript is spliced from 47 exons. Gene Ontology annotation, biological process: protein targeting to vacuole; mitochondrion organization; protein retention in Golgi apparatus. The coding region runs from base 102 to 9713 and encodes 3203 amino acids. Gene Ontology annotation, cellular component: extrinsic component of membrane. NCBI's taxonomy places the organism in Eukaryota, Metazoa, Chordata, Lepidosauria, Squamata, Natricidae.
ACAACUAGCCCGUCUUUGCUUCCGCGCCGCCUUCUCUGAACCAUGGAAGGAGGAACGUGGGGAUGAGGGCCUGAGCCGCCUCUUCUCCUUGGGGCUUAGCCAUGUUGGAAGGGCUGAUCGCGUGGGUCCUCAACACUUACCUGGGCAAAUACGUCAGCAACCUGAACACAGACCAGCUCUCGGUCGCUCUCCUCAAAGGGGCCGUUGAGUUGGAGAACUUGCCACUCAAGAAGGAUGCCUUGAAGGAAGUGUUGCCAUUCGAAGUGAAAGCUGGGUUUAUUGGCAAGAUCACCCUGCAGAUCCCCUUCUACCGUCCCCACAUCGACCCCUGGGUGAUCUCGGUGUCAAAAUUGUACCUCAUCGGCUCGCCGGAAAAGGAAGAGGAGUUUGUGGAAGCGAGAGAACGAUUGCUGGAUAAGGAGAACAAGAAAGCGCUUCUCCUCGCUCUGGAAGAGAAAUGGAAAAAAGAACGGGAGCAGAUCGGAGAGUCUUACUGGUAUUCAGUCACCGCCUCCGUCGUCACCAAGAUUGUGGAGAACAUCGAACUAAACAUCCAAGACGUACACCUGAGAUUUGAGGAUGGGGUCUCCAAUCCAUCCCAGCCCUUUGCCUUCGGCAUCUGCAUCAAAAACGUAUCCAUGCAAAAUGCCACGGAUGAGCCGGUGGAAGAGCUCAUGAAGAAAAAGCGGUUGGACAUUUCCGACUUCAGCAUCUACUGGGACAGCCAAUGCAGCCUGUGGGGAGACAUGCUCCCUGGGGAGCUGCAGGAAGCCAUGGAUAACAGCAUGGAACGCCGGGAUCACGAUUACAUUGUGGAGCCCGUGUGCACCUCUGCCCUCCUCAAGAGAAAUUGUUCCAAGGAACCCCUACGGUCGCGGAAUAUGCCACGCCUGGAGUUCGACAUCCAGCUGGAAACAAUCCCCUUGAAGCUUUCUCAGAUGCAGUACCGGCAAAUUAUGGAUUUUCUGAAAGAGCUGGAUAGAAAAGAACGACAGCUCAAAUUCAGGAAAUGGAGACCAAAAGUCACAGUGACUGGAAACUGCCAAGCGUGGUGGCUCUUCGCUCUGAACGCCCACCUCGCCGAGAUCAGAGAGCAGAAGGAGCGUUAUUCCUGGGAAUUCGCCUUGCGUCGCGCCCGCGACGCCGUCCUGUACACGGAGUUGUACUGCAACAAGUUGAAGGAGUUGUCGCUCACGGAGGAGGAGCAGGAGGAAAUGGAACGCAUUGAAGACGAACAGACAUUUGAGGAGCUGAAAAUCCUACGGGAAAUAGUUUACAACCAGUUGCAGGAGCUGGCCGAGAGCAUUAAGGAGCCCUUGUCCGAUUCUUUGGAUUCGGCCUCGGAGGUGGGGCUGGAAGGCGGCCGGAACAGCAGCAGCGGGAUGCUGCGUUACCUUCAGUCCUGGUUCCCCGGAUGGGGAGGUUGGCACAGCCAGUCCCAAGAAGAGCUGGAAACCGAGACCAUUGGAGGGCUCCUGUCGGACCCAGCGGAAGAGUGGCGGCCGGAGGAGGUGGCGGGGGCUGACGACUUUUUUGAUCCAGCUACCGAUGUCUCCAGUAUCAAUACCUUCACAAAGAGGGACCACGUCCUGGUCAAACUCAACCUGUGGUUGCAAGGUGGCUCCGUCACGCUGUUGCACGCGGAGAAGAGAAGUGGCCAGGCCAGCGAGAGAGCCUUCAUGCAGCUCCAGUUUUCAGGCGUGACCAUCUUAGCAGAAACGCUCCCUCGCAGGAAUUCCUCCCUUUUGAAAGUUCAGCUUGGCAGCCUCUUCCUCCGAGAUUUGGCGACCGAAGGAACCAUUUUCCCCGUCCUCGUCUUCCCGAAUCCGCUGAAGGAAGUCGGCUGUGCCUCUUCUGUCAGCCUCCAGACCUCCUCUUCUGACACCAGCAACCAGAGCAGUGAAGAUCCCGUCCCAGUCUUCGAAAUGCUGUAUGAGAAAAACCCGGCUCGCAGCAAUUUCGAGAGGCGGUUGGAAGUCAGCACCCAGCCCCUGAAUAUUAUUUACAACCCCCAAGCCAUUAAGAAAGUAGCUGACUUUUUCUACAAGGGAAGAGUCCAUUCCUCAGGUUUCGGAUGUCAGUCCGAGCUGGAGUUAAGAGUGGCCGAAGCUGCGCGGAGACAAUACAACAGGCUCAAGAUGCAGACCAAAGCGGAAAUCCGGCAGACUAUUGACCGACUGCUUGUUGGUGAUUUUAUUGAGGAAAGCAAGCGUUGGUCGAUUUGCCUGGAUAUCUCUGCCCCUCAGGUGAUCUUCCCGGACGACUUCAAAUUCUCAGACCCUGUUUUAGUCGUCAUUGACCUGGGCAGAAUGCUGCUCACUAACUCCCAAGAGGAGCACAGGAAAAAGAGUCCGGAUGGCCCCUCCCUAGAGCUGAGCGAUUUGAGCGACGAGGAAUACAAGACCCCUCUUGCCACCCCACCCAACAGCCCCCCUCCGGAACUCAACCCGACCGGAGAGGACAAAAGCAGCGAAGAGUUCCCGGGUGUAGAAAUCAGCGAAGAGCAGCUCCAGGCACACUUGAUGAGCAAAAAAAUGUAUGAGACCUACACUUUGUCCUUCAACGAUCUCCAGAUCAUGGUGGGGCGGGUGAAAGACAACUGGAAAUACGCCCAAGACAUCGACGUGGGCCCGACUCACGUGGUGGAGAAGUUUAACGUCCAUUUGCAACUGGAACGCCGGCUCAUCUACACUUCUGACCCCAAAUACCCCGGAGCUGUCCUGUCGGGCAACUUGCCCGAUUUGAAAAUACACAUCAACGAGGACAAAAUCGUGGCCUUGAACAACUGUUUCGGCAGGCUAAGCACCCCUGAUCCGGAAGCCUCCCAGGCCGGGAAAGAGGCUCCUUUGCCCAGCUUGGAACAGCGCGGGAGCCUGCACAACUCCGUGGUGAACUUAACCCAGAGUGUCAUCCUGGUGGAGCAACACACCAAAGAAGUCCUAGUGGAAUCCCAGCUGCUCCUGGCCGAGUUCCGGGUGAACUGCAUGCAACUGGCCGUCGAGAGCAACGGCCGCUACAUCUCGGUGCUGAAAGUUUUCGGCACCAACGCUCACUUCGUGAAGAGGCCUUACGACGUCGAGGUCUCCCUCACCGUUCACGGCUUGCUCUUGGUCGACACCAUGCAGACCUACGGCGCCGAUUUCGACCUCUUGAUGGCGUCGCACAAGAACCUCAGUUUCGACCUCCCGACGGGAAGCCUACGAGACAGCAAGGCUCAGUCCCCCGUUAAUGGCCUCAGCGAGACCCUGCUCGUCGGGGAGGCCUCUCUCGCCGAGAAAUGCACCCAGGCUUCUUCCAAGAGACUCUCCAGCACGUCGUCGAAACGAGACGAAUCCUUAAUCAAACUGGAAUACCAAUUUGUCACCGCCGAGUGCCCUUCCAUGAACCUGGAUAGUUCCCUCCAGGUGCUCACCGUCCAGAUGAACAACCUGGACAUCAUCCUCAACCCGGAGACCAUCGUCGAGCUAAUCGGCUUCCUGCAGAAGUCCUUCCCGAAGGAGAAGGACGAAGGCAGCCCUCAGCCGCUGCUGACCGACGCCGAAAACACCUUCGGCGAGCAGGAGAAUUUUCAGUCCACCCAUUCCCAAAGCAUUGAAGUGGCCGUGGAGAUCCACUGGCUGAAUGUCCUCUUACUCAGGACGGUUACCUUAGUCAACCGAGAGAAAUUCGGCCGGAAAAUCGCCACGGCCAGCAUUGGAGGCACCAGGGUUAACGUCUCCAUGGGCAGCAGGCUGGAGGUCAACGGCUCCCUGGGCUGCCUCCACCUUAUGGACCUGACCCAGGACAAUGUGAAAAACCAGUAUGUGGUCAGCAUCGGGAACACGGAGCGGUACGAGAGCCUGAUCCGCGACGUGGGCUAUGCCCGGCCCACAUUCCCCCAGUUCGAGGAUGCCAGCGGCCUCCCGGACGCGCUCUGCUUCACCUUCCUCGAACAGUCCGCGGCGGAGUGCUCCCUCCUCCUCCAGAUGGCCUCCCUGCACUACAACCACUCCGCCAAAUUCCUGAAGGAGAUCGCUCUGUCGCUGGACGAGCUGGAGGAGAACUUCCGCGGCAUGCUGAAGAGCGCGGCCAGCAAAGUGACCACCGUCCUGGCCACCAAGACGGCGGAAUACAGUGAGAUGGUGUCCCUUUUCGACACGACGCCCCGGUCCAGGGACCCCUUCAAUCUGGAACACGACGACGGGGAAGAGCAGGCUCCGUUGUACCCCAAGACGGAAACCAUCAAGCUGGUCUUAAACGUGAAGAUCGAGUCGCCCGUGGUCUCCAUCCCUCGUAAGCCAGGCAGUCCUGAACUACUGGUUGGCCAUUUAGGACAAAUAUCUAUCCAGAACUUCGUGACGGGGGAAGACAAACUGAGGAGCGACAGCCUGCAGGUGGAAAUCAGGGAUAUCAAGAUGUAUUCUCUGAAUUGCAGCCACUUGGCGGGCAAAAAGGACUCGCCUCUGGAGGCGCCCCCCGUGCUGCCCUCCCCGUCAGGCUACCAGGAAGAGUCUCAAUUCACCCGUCACGAUUUUUUCGAAUCUUUACAUAAAGGCCAAGCCUUCCACAUUCUGAACAACGCCACCAUUCAGUUCAUCCUGGAGAAGAUCCCCAUUGAGCCCAACGCAGAGCUGGCCUUCUCCCCGAGCGACAGCGUCAACAUUUCAAGCCUGAUGAGGAUCGAAGGGAAGUUCGUCAACCCUCUGCAGGUGAUUUUGGCCAAGCACGUCUACGAGCAGGUGAUGCAGACGAUGGACAACCUGGUGUGCAACGAGGAUCUGACCAAGCCGCCGUCCAGCUUCCCGUCGUCAACUUACUCCAGCUUGGCUUCUCCUUCGGCCUGUCUCCGGAGCCUGAGCGCCGAUUUCCCCACCGGCCGGAAGGAAAACAGCUUCUUCACCCACACGGCCCAUUCCGACGUCAAAGGCCCGAGGCCGGUCCAGGGAGCCUCCCAGUCUUUCACUCAGAUCCAAGCCAUGUUCCACAUCGCCCAGCUGCAGGUCCAGCUCAGCGGCGAUCUGACCCUGGGGGCCCAAGGCCUGGUCAGCUUGACCUUCCAGGACUUUGACGUGGAGUUCUCCAAGGACCACCCGCACACGUUGUCCAUCCAGACCACCUUGCGUUCCCUGCUGAUGGAAGACCUCCUGGUGAAGAACCCUGACUCCCCGUACAGAAACCUCAUGGUGUCCCACGGGGCCCCCAAACCUUCCAGCCUGGCCCACAAGGAGUACCUCUCCCAAUCCUGCCCGCUGGUGUCCAACGUGGAGUACCCGGACAUGCCCCGCUCUCUCCCCUCCCACAUGGAGGAGGCCCCCAACGUCUUCCAGUUCUACCAGCGGCCUUCUUGCGUCUCUCAUCCCAGGCACCACGAAGGUGGCGAGGAGGGCUGCCCGCUGACCCCUCCGCCUUCCCCCACCGCCAGAGAGUUGGCCGCGCCCUCCGGAAGGAGCGACUUCGACGAUUCGCUGGUGCACAUCAAUGUCCUCCUGGUGGACAAGAAGCACCCCGAGUUCUCCUCGCGCUACGACAGGAUCCACCGCAGCGUGGACAUCGACUUCAACUGCCUGGACAUCCUCAUCACCCUGCAGACUUGGGUGGUGAUCCUGGAUUUCUUCAGCAUCGGGUCCACAGCCGAGAAUCACGGCGUCAGGUUGACGCCGAGCGGGGAGGUACAGCAGGCCGCCAAAUCGGAGUUCAAUCCCUCGCCGGACGACGAGGUGCAGGAGGAGUCCGUCAAUUCCAAACUGGAUCUCAAGGUCCACUCUCUGUCCAUGGUGCUGAAUAAGGCAACUAACGAACUGGCCAAAGCCAACGUAUCCAAGCUGGUGACCCACAUGGAAACCAGAGAAGGGGAUUUGACCUUCCGGGGCAGCAUCGGGAGUUUGUCCCUAAGCGACCUCACCUCCCACGGGGAGCUGUACAGGGAACGCUUCACCACCAGCGGGGAGGAAGCCCUCAUCUUCCACAUCCACAAGUACGGCCGGCCGGACUUGUUCUUGCAGAGAGAGUGCGACGUGAGGGUCAGCCUGAGGAUGGCUUCAGUGCAGUACAUCCACACCCAGCGUUUCCAAGCGGAGGUCAUCUCCUUCAUCCAGCAUUUUACACAACUGCAGGACGUCCUGGGCCGUCAGAGGGCGGCUGUGGAGGGGCAAACGGUGAGGGACCAGGCCCAGCGAGCAGCCAGAAUCCUCCUGGACAUCGAAGCCGGUGCUCCCGUCCUCCUCAUUCCGGAGAGCUCCAGGUCCAGCCAGCUUAUCGUAGCCAAUCUGGGGAAACUCAAAAUCAAGAACCGCUUCCUGGUGGCAGGCACUUCCGCUACGUUCUCGCUCAAAGAUAAGGAUCCCGUUCUGUUUUCCUCACCUCUGGGGACGCCAAAGCAUAACGCGAAGAAGACUCCGAGCGGCGAUGAAUCCAAGAAGGCCCCCCAUUUCCCCGAAGGUUUGCCCACCACAGAGUUGUCUUCUGGGCCGAUCCUCGGCGGUCAGAAAAGCGAGCACGCCCCGGAGACCCCCUCCUCUCCUUUGUCAUCGGCGGAGAAUCCCGAGGAACAGGCCUGCCUGCUGGACUGCAUCACGGUUGACCUGCAGGACAUGGACAUCUUCGCCGCGGAGCGAUACCCCCGCGAGUAUCCCCAGCCCGUCCAAGACGCUUCGGUGGAUUUGAGCUUCCCGUCUUUCGUCAUCCGGCAGGCGGGAGGCAGCCUCUUAACGGAACCUUUCCGGCUGAAAUUGCAAGUGGAGAGGAACUUGGACAGGGAGGUCAGCCACGCCGUGCCGGAUAUCUCGGUCCACGGCAUUGUCUCUUCGGUCCACUGUUCUCUGGACCUGAACAAGUACAAGCUGGUCCGGGGGCUCCUGGAGAAUAAUUUGGGGGAGCCCGUCGAGGAGUUCCUACGCCCCUACGACCUGCAGGACCCGCGAAUACACGUGAGACGCGGUCUUUCCGUUUGGUUGGGGAGCAUUGUGACUAACCGUCGUUUCCCUGCAGGUUUGAACUUCCUCCAGCAUUUGAGAGCCAGCCCAGAAGGCUACGCUCACUUCACGCUCUCCGGCGACUAUUACAACCGGGAACUCUCCGGUUGGGAGCCCUUCAUCGAGCCUUGGCCCUGCUCCGUGUUUUGGCAACGGCAGCCGGCCAGCCGCCUCCACCCCUCGCGGCUGAAGCUGGAAGUCAAGGCUAAGCACCGCCUGGAUGUCAACAUCACUUCCAGGUUAAUCGAGCAAUACGCCAGCACCAAGCAGUCCUGGAUGGCCGAUUACUGCAGCCAGGAGAAAGAAGCCACCGACCUGGAGUCCGAAGACUGGGUGGGCUCUUCCGUGGACCCCCCUUCCUUCAGGCAAGGCCUUCCUCUUGCCUACCUUAGAACUAGGAGCACAGCCAGCCUGACUAACCUAGAGCACCAGAUGUAUGCUAGAGCUGAGAUGAAGGCGCCCAAGCGGAGGCAGCCCUUUGUGCCUUUCGCCCUCCGGAAUCACACCGGUUGCACCCUCUGGUUUGCCACGAUGACCACCACCCCAACUCGCGCGGCCCUCCUGCACAGCGGGAGCCCUCCGGUCCUGCCAGAGGAAAAGGAGACCUUCCUGGACGAAGCCCAUAAAGUCAGCGAGUGGCGGGAAGUCCUGGCGGGAGACGAGAUCCCCUUCGCCUUCGAAGCCAAGGGGAAACUGAGGCACAGGCAUACCCACGACCUGGGAAUUCACCAACUGCAAGUGAGAGUCAACGGCUGGGAGGCCGUCAGCCCUGUGUCAGUUGACAAGGUGGGGAUAUUUUUCCGCUACGCAGGUCCAGAUAAAAGCAAUUCAUCCUCAACGGUUGGCAGCCCGAUAAGUAGGACCAACAUCAUCCAUCCGCAGGUUUAUUUUUCCUCAUUGCCUCCAGUUCGAGUGGUCUUUGCAGUGACCAUGGAGGGAAGCGCCCGGAAGGUCAUCACGGUUCGUUCCGCUUUGAUUGUGAAAAACAAAUUGGAAAUGCCAAUGGAGCUGAGGCUGGACAGCCCUUCCGCCCCGGACAAACCUGUCCUGCUCCCGGCGGUCAUGCCAGGCGACUCUUUCGCCAUCCCUCUGCACCUGACGUCCUGGCGUCUCCAGGCCAGGCCGAAAGGCACCGGCGUCUUUUUCUGCAAGUCUCCCAUCCACUGGACGAACGUCCAGAAGACUUCGGAGGUCAGCAGCAGCAAGAGGGAAUGUCACUCCAUGGAGCUGGACCACAGCCGAUUCUUCAGGUUUUGCGUGGCCAUCAAGAAAGAGAAUUAUCCCGACUACAUGCCUUCCAGCAUCUUCUCCGACAGCGCCAAGCAGAUUUUCCGCCAGCCGGGACACACCAUUUAUCUCCUGCCCACCGUGGUGUUGUGUAACUUGCUCCCUUGCGAGCUGGAGUUUUACGUCAAGGGCGCCCCGAUCAACGGGACCCUCAAACCGAGGAAGGAAGCCGUCCUGCACACCGCCGACACUUCGCAGAACAUCGAGCUCGGGAUCUCCCUCGAAAACUUCACCCACUGCAAGGAGCUUUUGAUCCCCCCGGGAACCCAAAACUACGUGGUGCGGAUGAGGCUGUACGACAACAACCGGCGUCUCCUGAACCUCGUCAUCCGGAUCGUGGGCCAAGCCAAAGGUUCCUUGAAGAUAUUCAUCUCGGCUCCUUACUGGCUCAUCAACAAAACAGGGUUGCCGCUGAUUUUCCGGCAAGACAACGCGAAGACCGACGCAGCCGGCCAAUUUGAAGAGCACGAGUUGGCCCGCAGCCUGAGCCCCCUCCUUUUCUGCUACGCCGACAAAGAGCAGCCGAAUCUUUGUACCAUGCGAGUUGGCAGAGGUAUUCACCCCGAGGGGAUGCCCGGUUGGUGCCAAGCCUUCUCCUUGGACGGAGGAAGCGGCGUCCGAGCGCUUAAAGUGAUCCAACAAGGAAACCGGCCCGGCCUUAUUUAUAAUAUCGGCAUUGACGUUAAGAAGGGCAGAGGUCGCUACAUGGACACUUGCAUGGUGACGUUCGCACCUCGCUACUUGCUGGACAAUAAAUCCUCGCACACCCUCGCCUUCGCCCAGAGGGCGUUCGCCAGGGGACAGGGAACGUCCAAUCCAGACGGCUACCUCUCCACCCUCCCGGGUUCCAGCGUGGUCUUCCACUGGCCACGCAACGAUUACGACCAACUCUUGUGCGUCCGGCUGAUGGACGCCCCCAACUGCAUUUGGUCCGGAGGCUUUGAAGUCAACAAGAACAAUUCCUUCCACAUCAACAUGAGGGACACCCUCGGGAAGUGCUUCUUCCUUCAAGUGGAGAUCACCUUGAAGAGAGCCACCUACUGCGUCUCGUUCAGCGACACCGACCAGUUUCCGCCUCCGUUCCGCAUCGACAACUUUUCUAAGGUCCCGGUCGUCUUCAGCCAACACGGCGUGGCUGAGCCCCGGCUCAGCACCGAAGUGAAGCCCUCCACCACUUUAGACUACGCCUGGGACGAGCCCACUCUCCCGCCUUACGUCACCCUGACCGUCAAGGGGGCCGGCUCGUCCGAAGUCACUUGCUGCAUGAACGACUUCCAAGAGAGCAAGCAGUUGUAUUACGAAAACUUCAUCUACAUCGCGGCCACUUACACUUUUUCAGGGGUCCAGGAAGAGUCAGGGAGACCCGUGGCUGCGUACAAGGAUCUCGCCUGCGCUGAGCUGGUCCUGGAUGUUUCUCCCAAGACGCAGAGGGUUGUCUUGAAGAAAAAGGUGUUCGUUAAUUUGCUGCUUGGCUAA